GAGAGUUUUUUCAGUAAACAUCAUUUCCAUAAAAUCUACCUUUCCCCUGAAACUGAACUGGUUAACAAGCAAAGAGCUAGCGAUUGGGUUUUUGAAUUAGUCAUCUUCCAACCGUUGUGGUAGACGGAAGCAAAGACACAAGAAAUUGGCAAAAUGGACACGAACUAUCUUCUUUUGUUGCAAUUGAUUUUGCUGUCGUGGGCAAAGUGGUUACAGGCCUUGCCUUUGGAUGGCCACGACAAUGAUAUGUUGAAUGAAAUUUUCAUUGAUUUGGAUGAUGACUCGGAUUUGUGGAAGAAACAAAAUGCAUUCUAUGAGCUGAAAAAUUCACCAAAGGAAACGGAACCUAUUGAUUUUGUCAUAACCGGUGAUAUUGAGCCACCAAAAACAAAGGAACCCAAUGAUAUAGCCUCUGAAAUGAAAACAACAACAGAUGGGCCCAUAGCCAAGACAACUGAAGGUGAUGGCUUGGGCAUUAAGUUAUUAGAGGAUAUUACCAAGACAGCUGAUAAAGGUUUGGAUAAAUUGAAAGAUGUUAGCAAAUCUGUUGUGGAUACUGUAUUGAAUGGUUUAAGUACAACAACUCCGGCAAGUACCUCAACGAGUACCACCACAACAACUCAAAAACCCAAACGGAAAACUAGCUUUUGGCAAAGUUUAAAAUCGAUUAUUUGCAAUGAUUUCGAUUUGAAUAAAUCGAUUAAAGAGAACGGUAAUCCUCUGCAGCCCAUCAUUGAUGCCAUCGACACGGUGGAGCAUAGUGAAACCUGGAAGAAUGUCAAUAAAUAUGCCUCAAAGACGAGAGAAGCCAUAAUGGAGGGUUACGAUGAAUUGGGCCAUCGAUUGGAUUCCCUGAAGGAUGGCCUGAAGGAUUUGGGCAAGAAAUUCAAUAUCUAAGAAUACUCCAUCGCAUUUUUAUUACAAAUACGAAGAUAUCAAUUAGAAUCUAUAACCCAUUUUCAUAUCGAAAACAUUAUUUAAUCAUCAGAUCAUCAUAAUAUUUGUGAAAUUUUAUACAUUUUGAAUAUCGAAAGAAAUCAGUGUCCCAUGAAUCAUAUAUUUUGAAUACGUCACACCUCCAUAUAUAUUCUUUAAACCGCUGCCUUUCACUUCAAUAAAUUUUGAAUAAAUAA
Molecule: messenger RNA, 1133 nt
Organism: Musca domestica (house fly)
Lineage: Eukaryota; Metazoa; Arthropoda; Insecta; Diptera; Muscidae
Exons: 2
Coding region: 154-897 (247 amino acids)
Source: RefSeq, a predicted model, not a curated record